Messenger RNA from Pisolithus orientalis, 888 nucleotides. RefSeq lists its product as uncharacterized. Lineage: Eukaryota; Fungi; Basidiomycota; Agaricomycetes; Boletales; Pisolithaceae. The transcript is spliced from 4 exons. The coding region runs from base 1 to 888 and encodes 295 amino acids. The record is from RefSeq and is a predicted model, not a curated record.
AUGGCCAGACAAGCAGAUUUGCAGCUACAGGUCAUCCUCUGGGGACUUUCUGUCCUUGGUGUUGACAAUAUUCCACUCACCAGGACACUCAAGGAUCUCAACAACUUCCUCCAGUCCCAAUAUGGGAUUCCAUCUGUCUGUUAUCAAGGGUUGCUGAGGCAGGUUUACUAUGAAAUGGCUAAUCCAUGGAUCCACCCACACAUAUGCCAUUAUCCUGAAGAUGCAGGGGGCCAGCUUGAACAAGCAUGGCAAGCAUCAAGAUGGUUGCAUGAGAUUGAUCCCAACAUUGCCAUGCCCAUGAUUCACAAGGGCUGGCAAGACUUCUAUGUUUUUGAGCUGACAAAGUGGACAGAUGGCAUGAUGGCCAUUCCAGAGCAUUGGUAUACAAAACCCUUGGUCUCACAAACAUCUUUUGAGGUUGAGUAUUGGGCUCUUGCAUGGCAAGCUCAUGCUGUUAUGAAUGGCUGCAUGAGUGGAUACAUAGUUCAUGCAUACAAUACUAUCAAGGUUCCAGCAAGUGAACUUCUGCUCUCAUUCCCCCACCUCCUCCAAACCUAUGAAAUCAACCAUCAAGCAGAUCCAUGCAAUAUCAUAGAAACAAGGGGCCAUGGUGUCCUACCAUGGAGAUUGACUGACUCUACUGUUGGUGACAGGUGGCAUGCACAGGUGCAGGGAUGCCAUGUCCUCAACUAUAUGAUGUGGUGUUAUUGUGACAACACAUCUGGCAACAUUUCAAAGAAAUGGAACAAGCACAACUCAUUUCUUAUCACCACAGCCAUACUCCCCCAUGUUAUAGUCCACAAGGAGGGCAACAUUCAUUUCCUUGUGACAUGCAAUAUUGCACCCCCUUUGGAAAUGUUUGAUGGCAUUGUGGAUCAACUUGAGUAA